Sparassis crispa is the source of this 1452-nucleotide messenger RNA. RefSeq lists its product as hypothetical. Bases 1 to 1452 code for a protein of 483 amino acids. The record is from RefSeq and is a predicted model, not a curated record. The transcript is spliced from 7 exons. NCBI's taxonomy places the organism in Eukaryota, Fungi, Basidiomycota, Agaricomycetes, Polyporales, Sparassidaceae.
AUGGUUGAUCUCAACAACUUGCGGUCCCAAACGCCGUCGCGAUCGUCAUCUAGAAGAGUGCAAGCGUCCCGCAUAACCAGCAGCGAGCCUCCCGCGGGUCCUAAGCGGUCAGGUUUACUUGAUUCUGUUGAUCUGUCGUCUCUGAAGCGAAAACGUCCCGCGUCUCAAAAGGCUGAGCACGUCGCGCCGACUAGUACGCGGACCCUGCGCGCUCGCUCCUCGCAACAUAAACCGUCCGAAACGUCCAAGCGAAGUGGGUCAGCAACUGCGAAUACCAGUACUGCAACACCUGCGAAAGGAGCCUCGUCGUCAGCCAACAAGCCUAAGCGCAAGCGAGCACGAACAGCUUCCCCCUCACUGCUCCCCGCCAAGGAGGUCCCGCAAAAGCCCACGCGUAAAUCCACAGGUACCGCUCCUGCACGCCCCAAAGAUCAUACGACCAACACCGGCCUUCUGACUCCGGCAUGGUCGGCAGAAUUUCAGAGCUCUGCAACAACCAACCUCUCGCAAGGCGAGAAGAAUGUGAAGGGUUUGCGUGCGCCGUUGGCAUCCUUACCCAGCAAAAGUAUUGAUAAGGGUAAGGGUAAGGGUAAAGCAAGGGAAGUUGAAAACCAAGCCGGCCCUUCCGCUGACGAGGACAACGAUAUCCACGGCAGCCAACGCACCGAGCAGACUGCAUCCGCCCGGGGUACGAAACGUCGCAAGAUCUCCUCGCCUGCGAUAUCUCUUCCUGGGUCUCCAUCGCAAGCAUGCAGCUCGCCGGAAAUUGAUGCAGAAGACGCGGAUUCUGACCUCUCCUUCCACAUGCUGGACAUACCAGAGGUGGCUGCACUUCCAUGGCUGCCCCAGGAGCCGUCCUCGCCUGUGCGUGCCUCGGGGGGUCCCGAGGCGAGCCUGUACGUGCCCCCAGGAGUGUUGCACCUCAUCGAGAACAUGAAGCACGCGCUGGCGAUGGAGACCACCGCGCGACACAACGCCGAAGCGCGCUACGCCGAGGAGGUGCGGCGGCGGCUCGACGCGGAGUGCGCGGCGGCGGAGCUCGCGGAGGAGAACCGGCUGCUCGAGCGCGAGGCGAAGGCGUGGUCGAGCGCUGCGGCGGAGACGUUUGCGGACGCAUUCGCGCAGGCGUUUGCAACGAGCGUGAGCCCCGCGCGCACGGGCGAUGCUGACGCCGCGACGGCGGCACAGCACGCUCUGCGCGAUAUUGAACAAGCCAUCGCGUUGGCAUUCCCGCUGAAUGCUGAGAGCCUCGUCGCGGCGCUGGUGCCUGCGCUGACUUUGACAGAAGGUAAGGGGAAGGGGAAGGUGAGGGACGUGGAGAGAGAUACUAGGGAGCUGAGCCCGAGCGUGACUGAAGAGCCAGCCGCUACCCUCGAACGGCCCACCCUGUCACGGGCAUCACCCAGGCAAAUGCCUUCAGCAUCUGUGCCGAGUCGGUCAGGCGGGAGCUGA